Molecule: messenger RNA, 927 nt
Organism: Talaromyces stipitatus ATCC 10500
Lineage: Eukaryota; Fungi; Ascomycota; Eurotiomycetes; Eurotiales; Trichocomaceae
Product: polymerase, putative
Exons: 2
Coding region: 1-927 (308 amino acids)
Source: RefSeq, a predicted model, not a curated record
AUGGUGCUUACCCCCAGGGACCCCAACAUACUAGUUACCAAGCCACCCAGGGAAGACAUCAGCAGUAGCCACCCAAUUACCACAUCUCUCUUCAACGACAUGCGUCAGAAACGACGAGAAUGGACUAGAACCAUCGAGAAGCUAAGUGUCUUCGUUGGGAGAGAGAGAUUCUAUAAAAAAGGCCCAAAAAGGGCCACUCUCUGGAAAGCAGCAAUAUACAUGCGCCCACGAGACUCAUACACAAAUAUCCCGCCACUAAAGGUGGGAUCCGAGGAGGUCACCGAAAACAACGCAAAGGCCAGAGUGUUUCUAGAAAUCUUCUUCCCGAAGAUGGCAGACCCAGAGAAAGAAGACCUGGUACUACCCUUAGAGAAAAUACCAUGGCACCCAAUCACAGAACUGGAGGUUUAUUGGUCACUCAAAGCCACCAAGAGAAUGACAGCUCCAGGGGAGGAUGAGAUCAUAACCCUUGUUUGGAAGCAUCUAUGGCCAUAUCUCUGGAAGGUGAUUACCUAUAUCUUUACAAAAUCAGUGGAAUUAGGCUACUACCCCCAUCGGUGGAAGCGAGCGCGCAUCAUAGUGCUGAGGAAAUCCGGGAAGCCAGACUACGGUUCUCCAGAAGCAUACCGACCUAUCUCCCUACUGAACACCCUGGGGAAGGUACUAGAGGCUGUCAUGGCUCGCAGACUGUCAUUCUGGGCUGAGUCCUAUAAACUACUCCCAGAUACCCAGUUUGGAGGCCGGCCAGGACGUAAUACAGAACAAGCGCUCUUAACCCUGGCAAAUGCGAUCGAUCGCGCGUGGCUACAGUCAAAGGUGAUCACGCUGGUGGCAUUUGAUCUCAAAGGGGCAUUCAAUGGAGUAAACGACUCAAGCCUUGAUGCCCACUUGCAGGCUAAAGGCAUCCCAACCGUAGCCAGACGCUAG